Molecule: messenger RNA, 2769 nt
Organism: Lactuca virosa
Lineage: Eukaryota; Viridiplantae; Streptophyta; Magnoliopsida; Asterales; Asteraceae
Source: the annotation of a GenBank genome assembly
AUGCUGGGAUGUAAGAGAACUGACGGGAGAAGAUGGCGGUGUCGCCGGCCAGUGAUGGACGGGAAAGAGUACUGUGAAACACACUUCCUUCAGUACUGUCAUCGGCUGAAGCACGAGCCAGUUCCCGCUGCUCUUAAACUUGCCGGAAUUAGGCACAAGAAAUUGGUCCCUAAAGUCGAUGAAGAAUCGUCACUUCAACAUGGCGGAGAAUACGAGUUACCCCUAAGAAGAAGGGGUAGAAAAAGAAAUCUGCCAUUGAAGGAUGUGGAUGCAGUUCGUCUACCCCGUAAAAGGGGUAGACCACCGAUGAAGGAGGCUGUAGUUGAAAUCUCUGAUCAACUUGAGGAUGGAAGCAAGUUAACUUUCCAAGACGGAAAUCUGCACUUGUAUAAUAUCAAACAGGAAUAUGAGAAAACUGUUGUUAAGGAUCUCAUGUUUGGACAAAUGGUGAUACCCCAACCUUCUCCGAUGUCCUUACAAUUCAGAACUGUGCAAAAAGAAGUUUCUCCGAAGAUGAAAGUUGGGGUUCCAUCUGCAACUAGAUAUCCCAGAAGGACGAUCCGUUCUAAAAACGUUGAAUCCGAUCCAAUUGCUACAGUUCAGAUGUUACCAAAUAUAAAAGAAAAUAUAAAAGCAUCUGCAAAGAAGAAUAUCAUCAAGAGGUGCCAUUGGUGCAAAUACACCAGCUAUCGUGUUUUUGUCCAAUGCUCAACAUGUAAAACACAGUUCUUUUGUAAAGAAUGUAUCGAUAAAAGGUUUUAUUGUAGGACAGCAAUCAAGAGAUUGUGUCCUGUGUGUGAAGGGACGUGUGAAUGCCGAACUUGCUCAAAAGCAAAAUCUAAAGAAGUUAAAAAGAAGGAGUUGGUGAUUUAUGAUUGUGAUGAGGAGGUGAUGAUUUACAAUGGUGAAGAGGAGGAGGUGGUGGUUUCUGAACCUGAAAAUGAGGUAGUUGUAUACAAUCAUGAAAAGAAGUUUGACAAAAGUCAACAACUUCACAUGAUUCGCCUCCUUCUUCCACUUAUGGAAAAAAUAAAUCAAGAAAAGAUGAAUGAGCUGGAAACCGAAGCUAUAAACAAAGGAAGAACUCAUUCCGAAUUACUAGUUCAGCUUGUAGAAUGUCCCAAGAAGCCAAUAUGCAGUUUUUGCUCUUCAUGGGUUACAGACAUUCACAGAAGCUGUGAAUAUUGCUCUUACAUUCUCUGCAUUCAUUGUUGUCAAGAGUUUCAUGAAGGAUACUUACAUUCAGGUCUUGGAGAUUUGAGGAAUACUAGGCUAGUUAGAAGCAAAUCAAGAAAGAUUUCAUGGACAUUUAGCAUAGAUGGAAGCAUAAGAUGUCCACCACAAACUUUAGGUGGAUGCAAUCAAGAUUUUCUCCAAUUAACUUGUUUUUCCCCCUUUGGUUGGACAAAAGAUCUUGAAGAAAACGCAAAGCAAAUAGUAAACAAAUAUAAAUUCAAGAAAUCUUUAGGGCUUCUUUCUUCACCUUGCUUACUAUGUGAUGAAAAUGACAAAUUGGGUAGUGAAAAAGUUGGAAACUUGAUUAAAAACAAGGGUUUGUAUUUCAAGACUAAGCAAGAUCUGAUUGAUAAAAAUCUUGAACAUUUUAUGAAGCAUUGGGGUAAAGGUCAACCUCUUGUAAUCCGUAAUGUGCUUCAAAGUCAACAACAUUUGAAUUGGGAUUUCGGUUACUUGUUGUGCAAGUAUCUUGAAAGGAGUGAAGGAAAAGGAAGAUCAAAAGGGGGAUUUGAUUGGUGUGAUGUGCAAUUUGGUAGAAAACAGAUUUUUAAAGGGGGUGUAACACAUGAAAAUGUGUGGCAAGAGCUUUUGAGAUUCAAAGUUAUGUUUUCUUCAAACUUUUUUCAAGAUCAUUUCCCAGAUCAUUAUGCUGCUGUGAUGGAAUCUUUACCUGUUCAAGAAUAUAUCACAGAUGCUGAUUUUAUAACUAAAUUGUGUUUUCAUGCGUAUGAUAUGGUUAAUAUUCUUGCAUAUGCUACUGAUAAUCUGAUUUCUGAGGACAAUCUUAAUAAAGUCAAGAUCUUGAUGAACAAAUACAGUUCACAAGAGCCUAUAAAGUCUUCAAGGAAGAUCAAAACAAGAAAUGAACUCGAAAAACUAUUUGAAAGUUCACCAAAAUUGGAGGCGAAAAAUAAAGAUGUAGAUAUGUCAUCUGAUGAUUUAAGCACUGAAGAUUCUGAUUCUGAUUCUGAUUCUGAUUCUAAUUCUGAUUCUGAUUCUGAUGAUGAAGUUUCAGCUUAUUCUCAACAUGAAAUUGGGACAUGUAGUCAUUAUGAAGAGGAACAAAUAGUUGAAACUCAUGGGAUUGAGUGGGACAUUUUUCACCAAAAAGAUGUCCCAAAGCUUUUGGAGUAUCUGAAAAAGUAUUCUGAUAAACUCGGUAAAUCUUGUGGUUCUCCAAAAAAGGUUGUUCAUCCACUUUUUGAUGAAGUCUUUUACUUAGAUGAGCUUCAUAAACUGAGAAUCAAGGAAGAAUUCAAUGUUGAACCAUGGAGUUUUGAGCAACAUAUUGGUGAAGCUGUUAUCAUUCCAGCUGGUUGUCCUUACCAAAUGAAGAAAGUUAAGUCAUGUGUUAAUGUGGUUUUGGAUUUCAUCUCACCCGAAAGUGCAACUAACUGCAUUAAAGUAGGCGAUGAAAUUCGCCGACUUCCUGUAAAUCACAAAGCCAAAGGGGCAAUGCCAAAGGUCAAGAAUAUGGUUAUUAAUGGCAUGGAUGCAGCAAUUGAAGAAAUCCGUACGAUUUUAAAACCGUAG